This is a messenger RNA of Aspergillus uvarum CBS 121591, 2629 nucleotides long. It is a transcript of the gene cdc48, whose product is annotated as AAA family ATPase CDC48. Gene Ontology annotation, biological process: retrograde protein transport, ER to cytosol; mitotic spindle disassembly; autophagosome maturation. Bases 1 to 2463 code for a protein of 820 amino acids. The transcript is spliced from 6 exons. Gene Ontology annotation, molecular function: ATP binding; ATP hydrolysis activity; polyubiquitin modification-dependent protein binding. Gene Ontology annotation, cellular component: VCP-NPL4-UFD1 AAA ATPase complex; nucleus; cytosol. NCBI's taxonomy places the organism in Eukaryota, Fungi, Ascomycota, Eurotiomycetes, Eurotiales, Aspergillaceae. The record is from RefSeq and is a predicted model, not a curated record.
AUGAGCGCAGAGCCAGACCACACCCACGAGAAGAAGAGGGUCAACCUCAAUGACCCCUCGGGCGCCGAGAAGAAAGAGGAGCUUGACACCUCGACCGCUAUCCUCAAGAAGAAGAAGAAGCCCAACUCUCUGAUUGUUACGGAUGCCGUCAACGAUGACAACUCCGUUAUUGCCCUCUCCAACAACACGAUGGAGACCCUCCAGCUCUUCCGCGGUGAUACCGUUCUUGUCAAGGGCAAGAAGCGCAAGGACACUGUUCUGAUUGUCUUGGCGGAUGAUGAUCUCGAUGACGGCAGCGCUCGCAUCAACCGUGUCGUCAGACACAACCUCCGUGUCAAGCACGGCGACAUGAUCACCGUCCACCCUUGCCCCGAUAUCAAAUAUGCCAAGCGUAUUGCCGUCCUGCCCAUUGCCGACACCGUCGAGGGCCUGACCGGCUCCCUCUUCGACGUCUACCUUGCCCCCUACUUCCGCGAAGCCUACAGACCCGUCCGACAGGGAGAUCUGUUCACAGUACGAGGCGGUAUGAGACAGGUGGAGUUCAAGGUGGUUGAGGUUGAUCCCCCGGAGUACGGUAUUGUGGCUCAGGACACGAUCAUCCACUGCGAGGGCGAGCCCAUCCAGCGUGAGGAUGAGGAGGGCAACCUCAACGAGGUCGGUUAUGAUGACAUUGGUGGCUGUCGCAAGCAGAUGGCUCAGAUCCGCGAGUUGGUCGAAUUGCCCCUGCGUCACCCCCAGCUCUUCAAGUCCAUCGGUAUCAAGCCCCCUCGUGGUAUCCUGAUGUACGGUCCUCCCGGUACUGGUAAGACUCUGAUGGCUCGUGCUGUUGCCAACGAGACCGGUGCCUUCUUCUUCCUGAUCAACGGACCCGAGAUCAUGUCCAAGAUGGCCGGUGAGUCCGAGUCGAAUCUGCGUAAGGCUUUCGAGGAGGCCGAGAAGAACUCCCCCGCCAUCAUCUUCAUCGAUGAAAUCGAUUCCAUCGCCCCCAAGCGUGAGAAGACCAACGGAGAAGUCGAGCGCCGUGUUGUCUCCCAGCUCCUCACCCUCAUGGACGGUAUGAAGGCCCGCUCCAACGUCGUUGUCAUGGCCGCCACCAACCGCCCCAACUCCAUCGACCCUGCCCUUCGUCGUUUCGGUCGUUUCGAUCGUGAGGUCGACAUCGGUAUCCCGGACCCUACCGGCCGUCUCGAGAUCCUGUCGAUCCACACCAAGAACAUGAAGCUGGGUGACGAUGUCGAUCUGGAGACGAUCGCUGCCGAGACCCACGGUUACGUCGGUUCCGAUCUUGCUUCGCUCUGCUCUGAGGCCGCCAUGCAGCAGAUCCGUGAGAAGAUGGACCUGAUUGACUUGGAUGAGGAUACCAUUGACGCUGAGGUCCUUGACUCUCUUGGUGUCACCAUGGAGAACUUCCGUUACGCCCUUGGUGUUUCCAACCCCUCCGCUCUGCGCGAGGUUGCCGUCGUCGAGGUCCCCAACGUCCGGUGGGAGGACAUUGGUGGUCUCGAGGAGGUCAAGCGCGAGCUUAUCGAGAGCGUCCAGUACCCUGUGGACCACCCCGAGAAGUUCCAGAAGUUCGGUCUUUCUCCUUCCCGCGGUGUGCUGUUCUACGGCCCCCCUGGUACUGGUAAGACCAUGCUGGCCAAGGCCGUGGCCAACGAGUGCGCUGCCAACUUCAUCUCCGUCAAGGGUCCUGAGUUGCUGAGCAUGUGGUUCGGUGAGUCUGAGAGCAACAUCCGUGACAUCUUCGACAAGGCUCGUGCCGCCGCCCCCUGCGUCGUCUUCCUCGAUGAGUUGGAUUCCAUUGCCAAGUCCCGUGGUGGAUCCGUGGGCGAUGCUGGUGGUGCUUCCGACCGUGUUGUCAACCAGCUCCUGACCGAAAUGGAUGGUAUGACCUCCAAGAAGAACGUCUUCGUCAUCGGUGCUACGAAUAGACCCGAGCAGCUGGACGCUGCCCUGGUCCGUCCGGGUCGUCUGGAUACUCUGGUCUACGUUCCCCUGCCCGACCAGGCCUCGCGUGAGAGCAUUCUCAAGGCCCAGCUGCGCAAGACGCCCGUUGCUCCUGACGUCGACAUCUCCUUCAUCGCCAGCAAGACCCACGGCUUCUCCGGUGCCGAUCUUGGCUUCGUUACUCAGCGUGCUGUCAAGCUUGCCAUCAAGCAGUCGAUCAGCGCCGACAUCGACCGCCAGAAGCAGCGCGAGGCCCAGGGUGAGGACGUCAAGAUGGAGGACGAGGAGCUUGAGGAGGAGGACCCCGUGCCGGAGCUGACCCGCGCCCACUUCGAGGAGGCGAUGAAGUCGGCCAGAAAGUCGGUUAGCGAUGUGGAGAUCCGCCGCUACGAGGCCUUCGCGCAGAGCUUGAAGAACUCUGGCGGCAGCACCUUCUUCCGCUUCCCUUCCUCGGGUGAGGUGGCGGACAACAACACUUUUGGCGAAGCCGGCAAUGAUGACAGCCUCUACGACUAAACUGUAUCCUUUCAUGCUUUGUUUCAUGCGCACUUCGUUAGAUCAGCGGGGUGAGCCUCGACUAAAUCACGUUGGUUGACAAGUACUUUUGUGGCCAUUUCUUAUUAUUCUGGGUGCUAAGAUAGUUCUGAUCAUCUAAUAGCCAAGAAGUUGCUACGAUGUGUUU